CUUUUAAUCAAUUACUCAAAUUUAGUAUUGUUUUAGGUUCUUGUUUAUAGCGUAAUCCUCCAACAUGAUACGUAUAUCUUGUAUUUUGUUGUUUUUUGUAUAUAUUUUGGAUGUUGAAGCAUUAGAAUUAACUACGCAAUUACCACAAGAAGUAGAAAAAAUAUUGAAUGGUACAAGACGUAUCAUAAACGGAGAAGAAGUUACAAACGAUAGACCCUACAUGGUAUAUUUAAAACUACCACGAAGUAACAAAAAGCAACCAAACUAUAGGACAUGGUUAUGUAGCGGAGUUAUUAUUCAUGAAGAGUACAUCAUGACUUCUGCUGCCUGUAUAGAAGACGCUGAACAUUUUUAUGUUGUUUCUGGAACAUACAAGUACUCUGAUGACGACGACAGGUAUAACAAUCCGUGUAUCAAGAAUGGUGCAAAGAAAGCGAUAUGGAAGUGCAUUCCUAAAAAUUAUGUCUUCGAUGGUCACGAAAAUGACAAUAUCAGGUGGAUGAAUAACGAUAUAGCUGUCGUGAAGGUUGAAGAAGGUUUUGAUUUCACCAGACUUAUCAAAGGCUGCGACUUCAUACCCAAACCAAUUUCCCAUAACAACCAAAGUCAAAUUUUAGAAAAUCCCGGUUCAGUUGUCAGUGUCGCAGGCUGGGGUACUACUUCUAAGUACAAUGAUUGGGUGAAUAGAAGAAAAGAAAACCAACAAAAUCUUCUAGAGGCUCAUGUAGAAAUUAUAUCCAAAAACAAAUGCAAGAGACGUUGGGGCUCCCGCUAUCAUAACAUAAUCGACAACUACAUGAUAUGUACCAAGGAUGUGGGGCAAACUAUGUCGGAGAUUUGCAACGAAAAAUACGUUGAUUGCCAAGAUAUUAACUAUUCAGAUGAGGAGGAUAUGAGAAGAGAUGCUCCAAUAGUUAAAACUGAAAAAAUACCAACAAAUCUAGUUAUGCACUCCGCUUAUCAUAAUGAAUCUUCUGGAAAUACAUCUGUAAGCAGUAACAGAAGGUCUAUGACAGAUGGUGGAUUCUGUGAGAAUGAUCAUGGAGGCCCUCUUGUCUAUGGAACUGGAGUUAACUCUAUUGUAAUUGGAGUGAUAUCAGCUUGCCUUGUCAAAGAGAGAACCAACAAGUGCUACGGACCCUUCUUGUUCACCAGCGUUUAUAAAAAUCGACAGUUCAUCUCUUGCGUCAUCUACAAGGACGUUGAACCUAAAUGCAGACGUCAGUUCAGAUCAGGAGUGACUCACGUGGAAAAAGUAAUAUCAUGGAAAAAUCAUGACGACGGACCAGCGAAGAAUGAGCUAGAAAUGGUGAAAAAGCCAGAAACAGAUCCAGAGAUCGUGCAUGGUGCAGACGAACCAGUCGAUGCAAUAGACGACAAGGUGUUUCCAGGAAGCGGCUUCAUACUGCGUGCCACAAAUGAUACGAAAGUUCCGCUUGCUUUGAAUGAAACUGCUAAAACUGUGUAAUGUAUUUUAAUAAUAAAAUUAAACUAUUACGGA
Messenger RNA from Galleria mellonella (greater wax moth), 1501 nucleotides. Its product is annotated as granzyme M-like. Gene Ontology annotation, molecular function: serine-type endopeptidase activity. The coding region runs from base 65 to 1468 and encodes 467 amino acids. The transcript is spliced from 10 exons. NCBI's taxonomy places the organism in Eukaryota, Metazoa, Arthropoda, Insecta, Lepidoptera, Pyralidae. The record is from RefSeq and is a predicted model, not a curated record. Gene Ontology annotation, biological process: proteolysis.